CGCGCCUGAAGGAGCAGCCCGGGGAAGAGGGGGCCAGGGACCCCGAAAGGAAAAAAGAGACGGGUGAGAGCGGAGGAGGAAGAUGCAACUGACCCGCUGCUGCUUCGUGUUCCUAGUGCAGGGCAGCCUCUAUCUGGUCAUCUGUGGCCAAGAUGAUGGCCCCCCUGGCUCAGAGGACUCUGAGCAUGAUGACCAUGAAGGCCAGCCUCGGCCCAGGGUGCCUCGGAAGCGAGGUCACAUCUCACCUAAGUCUCGCCCCUUGGCCAACUCUACACUCCUAGGGCUGCUGGCCCCACCUGGGGAGGUUUGGGGUGUCCUCGGGCAGCCCCCCAACCGCCCCAAGCAAAGCCCCCUACCCUCGACCAAGGUAAAAAAAAUAUUUGGAUGGGGUGAUUUCUACUCCAACAUCAAGACAGUGGCCCUGAACCUGCUGGUCACGGGGAAGAUUGUGGACCACGGCAACGGGACCUUCAGCGUCCACUUCCGUCACAACGCCACAGGCCAGGGUAACAUCUCCAUCAGCCUUGUGCCCCCCAGUAAAGCUGUAGAGUUCCACCAGGAACAGCAAAUCUUCAUCGAAGCCAAGGCCUCCAAAAUCUUCAACUGCCGGAUGGAGUGGGAGAAAGUAGAACGGGGCCGCCGGACCUCGCUCUGUACCCACGACCCAGCCAAGAUCUGUUCCCGAGAUCACGCUCAGAGCUCGGCCACCUGGAGCUGCUCCCAGCCCUUUAAAGUUGUCUGUGUCUACAUCGCUUUCUACAGCACGGACUAUCGGCUGGUGCAGAAGGUGUGCCCAGAUUACAACUACCACAGCGAUACCCCCUAUUACCCAUCUGGGUGACCUAGAUGGGUCGAUGGGUCGCAGAGGCCUGUGCAGGAGGCCGGCUGUCUGGGCGCUGGUCAGGGAAAGGGAUGGGCCUCAGGAAGGGAGGGGGUGGAGAGGACGAGAGGUCAGGUGGGGGAAGGGUCCCCAGUGCUGGCCCCAACCUGAGGUUAGAAUGUACUUGUUAUGGAGGAGGAAUGGGCUCUGGGCAGCCUUAGAGAGUUUUCCCACUGGUCCAAAGCUGACACUGGGCCUUGAGGCCCCUGGGCAGACAGGCCAGGUGGCCCCAGAUCAAGCCACAGAAAAGACCUUGGCUCUCUCUCUCCUUGCCAUUCGGAAAGAGGACAGCAGUGGACAAAGGGGUGUCUACUGUGUAGGUCAGGUAGACAACUUGGGAUGAACGGCUCAGUGGCUUCCUCCAAUGGGGCUGGCAGUGGGCAGCCCGGAACCCCUUUCCUACAGUGAGGCUGAAGUGGUGACCUCAUCCCUACCCUCAGGUCUUUGCUGUCAUGACUCCCUGUCACCAGCCAGGCCACCCCUUCUCCCGCCAGCAUUCUCCCCUGCUGUCUUGCUGAUGGCACGCCGUUCCGUCCUUCAGCCAAGACAGGACCUUUAGUUCCUUUUAGCAUGAAGGGCAGUGAGCAGAAGCCUGCCUGUGUGCUGCGUGCCCAUUCUCCGCCCUAACCCUGCUGAGAGUGCUCCCUCACCAGCCCGCUCCUCAUAUCAGACGGGGGACUCCGCAAUAGGAAUGGGAAUUCCUCCUCUGGGCCGUGGGACUAUCGGCAGAGUGGGGCGCAGGAGGCUAGACUGUGUGGCCAUGCUGGA
Messenger RNA from Alexandromys fortis (reed vole), 1648 nucleotides. It is a transcript of the gene Nxph3, whose product is annotated as neurexophilin 3. The record is from RefSeq and is a predicted model, not a curated record. Lineage: Eukaryota; Metazoa; Chordata; Mammalia; Rodentia; Cricetidae. The coding region runs from base 83 to 841 and encodes 252 amino acids. The transcript is spliced from 2 exons. Gene Ontology annotation, molecular function: signaling receptor binding.